ACCCCCCAAAUCCAACACCCCCUCUUACUUGGUUGGCCCUAACAAGCGCGAGUGCAUAACUUUCCGUCGAGAAAUGGCGUCCGAAGAGCCUGGCAACACGGAGACCGAGGGCGAGGGCGAGGGCGAGGUCGAGACAAUAGCCUUCAAGAAGAGACGUGCGAACCGCCGGGUGAGCUUCGCGGACGUCGAGAUCACCUCCGUCCACAUCUUCAACCGCGACGACGACCUCUCCGAGGACCAGCCCGCCACCCCAAACUCCUCUCAUUCUGGGCCUGACCCAGAGGUGCUAGGGUUUUUCAGGGACCUUGCCGACAGCGACGAUUCCACUCCCAUUCCAGAACUCGACGAUCCGCCCAACUCCUUCUUGCGCCCCAUUGGCUCGCCCUCUCCCGGAAGCAGCACCGUCGGCUCUGCCUCCGCAGUUUCCAAUGACGACGAAGACAAUUUCUUUGGGCCUGUGUCAGCGAAUUUCAUUAGACCCGGAAGGUUAUCCGACUCUGGUGCAUCGGAUGAUAUUACCAUGGAUUCCACCGCGUUCUCUAUGCAUUUCCGUAGUCUUGCCAGGUCAGACUCUGGAGGAGGAGGCGAUCUCAAGACCCCGACGAUGACAACGGCACAUCGUCUUCUUGCCUUUGAAGACAGUGCUACUACCCCUUCCCACACUGCUACCCCUACUGAUUCAGCAAGUUUUAUGGUACUAACUAAAGCUAAGAAGCCUGUGCUUCCUGUUGAUAAAGUGAGCAGCGGUGGUGGUGGUGGUGGUAAAGAUUCAAACGACAUGAGUAUUGUAGGAGAAAACCCACGUAGUUAUGAUUAUGGGAGGAUAUCUCCCAGAUUAGAUGCACUUUUGGCAGAAGGGAGCAACAUUUUGAAUUCUAUCUCUAUUGACUCAAAGUGUUUAAUGGGGAGUGAUGAUAUGCAUGAAAUGUCUGCCGAGGCAGUGUCUCUGCCUAGUACAAAGACGAGCGAGGCAAGUGGUGGUUCUACUGCUGUUCCUGUUGAUCAGAUUACUCAUGAUCACCAAAUCCAAACUCCCAAGCAGUUAACUGAAGGGGUUAAGGAAUUUAGUGAAAAUGCAAUUGAAAUGUUUAGGCCAAUAUCUCAGUUCACUGAUGAUAAUAGAGGCACUCCAUCAAAUAAGGAUGGUAGUUCUGAAUUCAGAAGAAGUGGCCCUGGUAUCAAUCAGAAAUCUGGUGAAAGAUAUCGAUCUUUUCUAGAGGGGUCCAUAUCUUUGUUAUCUUCUGAACAACAGCAAUCGGUUGUGAAUACUCCUAAUUCAGCCAAAUAUAUGGGGAUUGUGACUCCUUCCUCAAAACUGCCAGGUUUCUUUUCAAGUAAGGAAAGUAUUAGACAUGGUGAGAGUCUGUCUUCCAUUCGAAAAAGCAUUUCCAAGUUUAAAAUUCCUGAGCCGUCUCCCAGUUCCUCUACUCUGAAAGAGGGAAUCGAUAAAUUGAAGCGCAGAUUAUCAAAUUAUUCUUCCAUGCCUUCCUCCUUCAAUAUUGUUCUGGCUGGAAAUAGCAAAGAUCCUCAGCAAGGACAUGCGGAUACACCCAUUGCUCAUUUAGAGGAGCACUUGUGCACUGCUGAUGUGAAGAAUGAAGAAAAAAAUUUGACUAACAUAGAUGGUGAUGGAAUAGAGAUCCCCAAAAACAUUGGUAAGUUGAGCCAAAAUGAAGUGAUCUUGGGCCUUGCAAAAGAUGGGGAAUCUCCAAAUUACAUGUCUCUGGGCCUUGUUUCUAAGGAUAAGAAUCUAAUGACAGCAGUGGGUUCACCUUCUCAGUUCACUCGGUCAGGAUCGAAACUGGUUCAGAAUUUCUCGAUGUCAGAAAAUCCCACAGAAGGGACUUUGGUUACUUCAGGGACUGAUUCCUCAUCAGUGGAGAUCACACUUGAUUACAGGAAAGACAAAAGAGUAGCUGGUAUGCCUGAUAACUUUGUUUCAUCUCCAGUGAAAAGGUUAGGUCAGGACUCAGCAGCAUCCAUGGAAUAUCAAGGCAGUGUCUCUCGUGAUUUGAAACAGCUGGGACAGUAUAAUAAACUUGUUUCUGGUUCGGGGCAAGAUGGAGAUUCAAUUCAACAUGUUAAUGGUGAUAGCCAUUCUACUCUGGUAGCUGACAAACUGGAUUCAUUGCUUUCUGAAAUGAGAGCAGAGUCGGAUGCAUCCUUCUUGAGGACUAACCAUGUCAAAGAGUUUUCCAAAGUAGAAAGGGUCCUUGAUAAUAACAUCGCUCAUCUUUGCAAUGAAUCUGAAACGUUUAUAAAUAUCCAAAGCCCUUUGAGGGAGAGGGACACUAUGAAUUUUCAGUUUGAAAGCACAGAUAAGAACCUUCAAGCUGGAGCAGACCCUCGCCAGCUCAAUUUGUAUUUUUAUAGAGGGAAAAAAGAGCCUUCUCUUGAAAAGAGCCCAUCCAAGAAAGAUCUGGCCCAGAGUCUUACCUUGAAAGAGUCAGCUCAGAGCUCCUACAGGAAAAAGCCGAUUUGGAGCCCCACCAGCAAAGAGUCAACUCCAAGCCCCUCUAGGCAAGACCCAUCAAGUGCAUCACACAAUUACGUGAUGCCACCUUUUGUUGGGAAAGUUGUACUAUCCCCCAGGUCCAGUUCAAGUAGACGUGAUAAUAACUGCCAUGAUGAAGUUCAUAUUUCACAGAGUCCUUUUCCUGCACGAGAUAUGGAUAUUUAUUCUGGACAAAAAAGAAGAAACGUUCAAAUAGUUUUUGGAGAUGGAGACCAUAUAGACAAGUUAACCAGGAUACAGAAAAGUCCAAAAGGUGAUAAAAGUGGGGGUCAUAAUUUAGAGUUCAUGUUGGAACAGGCUAAUGAAGUUAACAAUGGAGAGAAGAUAGGAGGUGAUAAAACUCGGAUGCAUUGGGCUGAUAUUUUAGUAAAAUUCUCAGGUGAUACAAAACAACUGCUUUCUGGAUCUAUUGAUAACCUAAAUUUAAAGGCGAUUUGCAUGCUGGACGAUUUUGUGGCUCGCCUAUUGAAGGUUAAAAAAUAUGAGAUACUUUGUUCUGAAAUCCAGUCUCAGGGAAAAGUUGACCACUUCAGUAGUGUUAGACAUAAAAGAGUAGCCCAAACAAGAUUGUUGAUGUAUGAAAUUGCAUAUAAAAAAGCAAAAAUGCAAUUAAUGGGUGUGAAGCGCAACAUAUUGCUGAAAAGAGUACAGCGAUUGAGCUCUGGAAUUCAGGAGUGUCAAGUGUUGAAGUUGAAAAUUGAACAUCUAUCUGAAUGUGGUGCAGGGGAUACUCAAAUUGACAAUAGUCUUCAUCAGACUUCUUUAGUUAAUUUUGAGGGCACGCAUGAGGCUUGCUGUGAUGAAGUGACCAAAAGAAGGCAGCAGCUUGAAGCUUUAGAUAGAAAAAUAGAAAGUCUGUGCAAAUGUUUUCACUCUAAAUGUAGGAUGAAAGGAGAACCAAACUGUGCCAACACUCUUGCAUUAGUUCAUGAUCAGCUGAAGAAUAGAAUGUGUUGCAGGUUUAUACGCCAGGAUUUGCAGUUAUGGGAAAUUGAUGAUUUUGAGAGUAGGAAUGGCCAUUAUGAUAUUCUCCUCAACUAUCAGGGCUACAUCAGCCAAAGAUUCACAGUAAACACUGGUCCGUUAUCAAGCAUAAUCAUCUCAAACAAAUUGAAUGAUAUAAACAUCUUGAAGAAUUUUCCAAACAUGGAUGCUGGCAUUGCAUUUUCAUUUUUGGUAAAUGCUGAGACCACUAAGAAGUAUGUUGGUUCAAGAUGUUUGGCAAAAGAGACACAAAUAUCCACUUCGCUUCUAUGUAAUCUGCUAGAUGUGGUUGGGGAAGUACAGUUAACACAGAUAGAGAUUAGAAAUCUGGUCCAGACAAGUUUUCAUUCUCCAUCCGUUAACCAGCUUGAUUUGCAGCUAUGUUUCAUUGAAUUUUAUAGUGGUCGGAAGGUGACAUUGACUCUUGACAUGACAUGUUUGAAUCGAGGCGUUUAUCCUUCGGAGAUCCUCCCAAACGAAAUACAUGUUGGCACUGCGGGUCCAGAGAAAUCAUGGCCGGAGUCACUCAUAGCUGAAAUAAGAGCUGCAGCUGAGAAUCUAACAACUGGAUAUUCAAGAAUAGUGAGGCUGUGUAGGUCUGUUUCUGAGGUUGUGCAAGGUUCAAGCACAUCAAUGGUGGCAGGAAAAGUUUAGAGGUGUCACUUGACAAUUUCUUCAAUCUGUAUAGACUGCUCACCAUCGCAACAUGUUGCGGUUUUUUGGUAGAUUGUACAGUUUGCAUGUAUUAUUAUUAUACCUGAAGCUUUUCACCAAAAUGGAUAUGUAGUGAGGGUUUGAUGUGAAUUGUUAAGAGUUUGUUGACAUGAAUAAAGUGAAGGUUUGUCCCUUCAACGUUAA
Molecule: messenger RNA, 4357 nt
Organism: Corylus avellana
Lineage: Eukaryota; Viridiplantae; Streptophyta; Magnoliopsida; Fagales; Betulaceae
Source: RefSeq, a predicted model, not a curated record